AAUCAGGACACCUGGCACCUCUGCUCAAGAGAGCUUUUGGUUUUGAAUUUAAACUCUCGCGCGCAAAGUGCUGGGUGGCGGUGGAGAUGCCAUCAGAUCACUGAAAGCACCCAAAGCACCAUGAUCGAUUAUGAAAACGAAUUUUUGGACCAACUGUUGAAAGACUCCCAGAAUGAAGCAAAAGUUCUUUCACUUAUGCACAGUGAUUUGCGCACCAAAAAGGAACAGUUAUCAGGAUUGAGGACCGAUUUCUGUGAGUUGUCUAGCAGGUUUCAGAGCAUUGCUGACGAUGUUUUUAAAACUAUUGCGGAAAAUGAAAAAUUGCGUGGAAAAAUUCAAUUUAUGAAAGAGGAAAGAUCUAGAGAAGAAAUAACUAUGUCACGAGAUGAUUACCUCAACGAUAAAAUGGAAAAAGUUCGAAACGAUCUAUUAUUGGUUACUAAUGCACUUAGAGUUGAUAUUCACUUUGGAGAACAAUCGCUAAAGCUGAUAUUUUCGGAUUCAGAUCGAACAGUGGUUGAGAUAGAAAUGAAUGGGGUUUCUUUUGAACUUCGUUCUAUUACACCAAAACAUCAUAACCAAGACAAGAUUCAGCGCAGGCUAAAAGAAACCGGCGAUUUCCCCGCAUUUCUUGCUGCAUUCCAUAAAUAUUUGUUUAGAAAAAUGUGAUUUCGAUACCAAUUAAAGGUUUAUAUAUUUUUUUAUUUCAAUGCAGUUUAAAUACAAUAAAUAAAUCACGUAAUAUCGCACUGCUUAUUGAAGACAAUCACAAUUGGUUGAAACAUAGUUUGUGUAGCCACAAUGCUCUCAAAUAUGUUCAUUUUAAAGCUCGCAAAAUUAUACAAAAACAUGUGGAUAUCCCAGUGACCUGCUCGUAUUUUGCUUAGUCCUGUGUACUGUAAAUCCAUUCAAGGGCACGUUUUAUCCGCCUAAUAUUGGCUCGAGCCAAGAAGCUCGAUAUUAACAGAUACUCAGGAUAAGUGCGGCGACCCAUUGUGCCAGUGCCAACUUGCAAACGACCUUCGCAGAGAAUUUUGGUCGUCAAGCUAAGCAGCCACUGAAGAAUGUCGUUACUGGAAGGAGUGAAGUUUUUCAGCCAAGAAGACGGACACCACAAAUAAAGCUGCAUUACGUUUGCUGCUACAUCAGCACUGAGGCGCUGUUGAAGAUAGUUUACAUUAGUUUAAACCUUUUCCUCGACAAAAUACGUCUUCUAUUACCUUGUUUGGAUUGCGGCACAGUAUGUUUUCGACCAACAAUUUGACUAUAUUUGGAACGUUAUCACUCAAAUCCGGCAGAUCGGUUUCUUUGUAAUCUGAACUUUUCAACGCUGUUUUGUUAUCCUGCUAAGAAUAUCUAUUAAUCUUUAUGUUUGAAGUGAUUGUAUUACAAUGUACCUUGUUCCCAUAAAAUGGGUUUGUUGAACCGAAAAUUUCAUAUGCAAUUGUGCCGCAAGCCCAGAGAUCUGCUUUAUUGUAAUCUAAGACUGAGAAAGUCCCCGGUUGUUUGGUGAUAAUCUCAGGUGCCAUCAAUGCGGUAUUUCCGCCUUUAUCCAUUUCUUGCGAUGUAUACGGAAUUUGAAGGCCGUUUGUUUUAUCAGCGAUACAACAGCCAAAGUCCGAAAGAACCAGAGACGGCGGCAUGUCCUGUCGAAGCUCAAUCAAGAUAUUAUCACUCUUUAGGUCUCGAUGGGCCACUCCAUAGCGGUUCAUGUGGGCAACUGCUUCGAGCAGCUGGGUGAACAAUAAAAUCCGCGUGCGCAUAUCCAUUGUAGUUGUUUGAGUAA
Uranotaenia lowii is the source of this 1786-nucleotide messenger RNA. RefSeq lists its product as uncharacterized. NCBI's taxonomy places the organism in Eukaryota, Metazoa, Arthropoda, Insecta, Diptera, Culicidae. The transcript has 5 exons. The coding region runs from base 121 to 669 and encodes 182 amino acids. The record is from RefSeq and is a predicted model, not a curated record.